AUUCGAAAAUAGUUUAUGAAAGACACGUCAAAGUCAAAAAAGAAAGUUUUAUUUUAUAAAGAAAGAUAAUUAUUUUAUUGAUCAAACAAGAGGUUAUUCUCAAUUGGAGUGUGUUGGUGAUUCGGGGAACAUUUAAAGUGCAAAAAUGUCGCAAGAAUCUGUUGAUUCUAGUGAUGAUGAUGAUGGUGGGUCUGGUUCAACUCUUGAGAGGGGAUCUCUUGAAUCUCUUAGAAAAACUCCCAUGUUUUUUUGUCGACCACCAGAGAGGUUUAAAAGAAAGGCAAAUAUAAUACCAUUUCAUGUCCCGCAUAAAAAGCUUUUGGAAAAGCUCGAGAAAAAAGUUGAGCUUCCCGAACCUUUGACUGGUUUUAGAGCUCAUCAACAAAAAAUUUUGGAUCAACGCGCUGGAAUUAAUCUCGUCGAUGGCGAUUUACCGUCCGCGGGUUCCAGAACCCCAAGUGAUGCGUCAAUUUCGAAACAGAAAGCGCAAACUAUAUCGUUAAGAAAGAAACCUAAAAAAGAUCAACAAUUAAAAUUUCGAGAUACUGGCGUUCGGCCUGUUGUCAACCUUGAAAGUCAUAUGUCAAUUGGAGGUGGGGGGGCAGCGGGAGACAUAGUUUUACCCCAUUUUAGAUUGAAAAACGUCGUUUUACAAACUAGUUUAAUUCAGAAAUUGCGUUCUGGAGAAAUUCCCGGCUUUGUUUAUUUAAUUUAUGCCGUUCCAAGAUCUUCGGAACAUUACACACCAUACGCUUUAACUAUGGUUCCUUAUGAAAACAUUGAUCAAAAUUUAUUUUUAACAAUGAGCGCUCAAGGUGUUUUACAACAUCACGGUCUAGAACAAGUUUUUACGCCGCUAGAAAAAUGGGAGGCCGAAUACAACCUUUAUUGCCGUUUGAUGAGGAUAAAUACGUUUUUUAAUUUCCGGAUUUGGAAGGCUUUCUACGUUUGGCACAAAACGAUCAUUUUCAAUAAAAUCGCUAGGGCCAAAAAAAAUCUAUCCAACAACCUGUUCAUUUUAAAUCCUUUAUUGGGACCGGCGCUAUUAAACAUAAGGAAUAUGUGCGAAAAAAUGGCAGAUUUUACUUUUGCCGACGUUAGCAACAUUGAAAAUUGGGAAUUAUUUUAUUUUAUCGAAGCGCAAAUGGGAAAACUUGAAGAAAUAAUAGCUGAAUUAGUAAAUUAUAGAAACGUUACCAAAGAAAUUAUUUAUAACGCUUGUUUAGGUGCUUUAUUGGGACGUGGAUUUAUUGUCGAUGAAACCAUUGAACUUGAAACUGAAAAAUCGAAAUCUAAAAAAGGAAAAGCACCAAAAGCUUCUUUUAUCGAACAAUCGGAAAAGAAAAACUUUUGUAUACGAUUAACUUAUUUUAUAACGCUUACUGAUUAUUUAACAUUAAAUAUGAUGCACGGAAUCGUUUCAAAUUCCGCAACGGGAUGGUUAAAGACGCUUGAAACUCAUUUAAAAUAUUUACCGUCAGUUGAAUCGAUACAAGGCACUCCGUUAGAUAAACAGAUUAUGAUUCCAAGAUCCGAAGAUGAUCCUCAGUUACCUUUAUUGAGAAUACGAGUCAUCAUAAACGAAACGUUUAUCAGUUUAGAUCCAACCCACGAUGUGACAGCAAACAUUUUUAAUCAAGUUUGGGAUUUAUGGGAAUCUCAAACUUUAAAAAUUAAAUCUUUUUUGGGCGAUAAACUUUAUAAUUCAUUUACAUGUCCAAUUAUAAAUGGAAAAGUUGAAGACAGACUUUGUGGAUUCGGCCCCCCUUUGUUUUUCUAUUUAAGCGACGAUCAACAUUUAAAAGCGGUUAAAAAGACGAUUUUCGAUCACAUCCGAUUAAAUUACGACGUCGCGGACGUUUUUGUAAAACGUUUGGAAUAUAUAAGAGAAUUUUUUGCGGCCGAUAAAAACACUCCGCCGUCUAUAAUUGAAGAUGAAAUCCGUUUGGAGGUUUUUCGUGAAUUGUGCAUACGAUUUCAUGAAGAAAUCAAUAUCAUUAAUAGUACGGUCGAUAAACAACCAUUGGGAAUACAUUAUUUACAAUUGGAAGAUUUUAAAACGCAAUCUUUACCGGAAUCGACGCGGUUAUUAAAUAUUUUAGAAAACGUUUUACCCAGAAUCGGGAGAGAUAACGUUAAUAGAUUAGCGGACGAAGUUGAGUAUUCGGCGAAAUAUUUAGAAAGAACAAACACAGAAACGUUACAAUUUGUCGAAUAUUUCCGCUUUUUGGAAAAAUGUACCGAGCGAAUCGAUGUUAUGGAAAGCGAUUUGGAAUAUUGUAAAGAACUUUACGAUAUGACUGAAGAAUACUCGAUUCCAGUUCCGGGUGAUGAUAUGUCGAAGUAUUUAGGGAUUAGCGUCGAUAUGGGCAGUUUGCGGAGUUUGAUUGAUAGGAAAUUAGAAGAGAGGCCGAAAGCCAUCAAACAAUUCACCGAUUUAAUGAACAAAGAUAUUAGCGCAUUAAUUUCGGACGUUGGUUGCAUCAAAGAUGAAUGUCUCCAACCUUGGCUUUACGACAUCGAAUCGAAUCCCGAAGAAGUUAACGGCUUUUUAGGAAUAUUAUAUGAACGGUUACUCGAAUGUGUUCGAAGAGCCAAAGAGUACAAAGAAUUUCAAAAAGAACUUAAGCUUGAAGUAUCUCGUUUUGAUAUAUUAGAUGAAGUGAUGAACGAUGUUAAAUUGAGAAUGUUACUUUGGGAAAGUGUUGAUUCUUGGGCUAAAACGAUCCAAGAAUGGUACGAAACCGAAUUUACAAAUUUAGUCCCCGACGAUAUGAACUUAUUCAUCGCAAAAAAUAUGAAAAGUAUUAAUCAAUUAGAAAAGGGUCUCCCCAAAAAUUUAAUUGUCCCAAAAUUAAAAGAGGACGUUGAAAAGAUGAGGGAUAAAAUGCCGGUUGUUACGUAUCUAAGAAAUCCUUCGUUAAAAACGCGGCAUUGGAUGAAAAUCGAAAAUGUACUUAACCACAAAUUUAAAGCGGAUGAAGUUAUAACUUUGGAAUUGCUUGAGUCUUUGGGUUGUUUUGGUUACCCGGAUGAAUUGAUGGAAAUAUCUGGUAUGGCCAGUAGUGAGGCUUCUUUAGAAAUACUUUUAAAGAAAGUCGAAGAAAAUUGGGAGUCGUUAGAAUUCACUGUCGUUCCGCACAAAGAUACUAAAGACGUUUUUAUUAUGGGAUCAACCGAAGAAGUCCAAGCCGUUUUAGACGACUCCAACAUAAACAUAACAACAAUCUCCAGUUCGAGACACGUCGGCCCAAUCAAACCGCGAGUUGACGAAUGGAUAAAACAACUAGAUUUAUUCACAAAGUGUUUAGAGGAAUGGUCAAACUGCCAACAAAGUUGGGUUUACUUAGAAGUAAUUUUCUCCGCCCCAGACAUCCAAAGACAACUCCCUACCGAAGCAAAAAUGUUUUUGGUAGUCGAUAAAUCCUGGAAAGAAUUAAUGAGAAAAACUGCAAAAAUGCCCUUGGCUAUGCCAGCCGCUACAGCACCCGGAGUUUACGAACAACUCCAAAAAAACAACUCCCUUUUAGAGCAAAUCAUGAAAUGCCUAGAAUCUUAUUUAGAAACAAAACGAGUCGCUUUCCCCCGAUUUUAUUUCUUAUCAAACGACGAAUUACUCGAUAUUUUAGCGCAAACGAGAAAUCCCCACGCCGUUCAACCCCAUUUAAGAAAAUGUUUCGAUGCCAUUGCGAAAUUAGAAUUUGGCACCAGAAAAAUAACCGAAGAAGAAGGAGAAGAAGAAGGUGGUGGGGCCCCAGUUGCUGCUGGUUCCGGCGGAGAAAAAGUUGUUUUAACCACGGAUAUAAUUGCGAUGCUUAGCCCCGAAGGCGAACGAGUUCCAUUAACGAAAGGAUUAAAAGCGCGCGGAAACGUUGAAGAUUGGCUCGGAAAAGUUGAAGAAGGAAUGUUUACCUCGUUAAGGAAAAUUAUGAAAGCCUCAAUCGGCGAUUACAUACACUCACUUCGUAAAGAUUGGGUCCUAAGACAUCCGAAUCAAAUUAUUUUAACAGUCUCGCAAAUUAUGUGGGCUAAAGACGUUCACGGUGUUUUAGAUAAAGAGGGAACCGAUAAAGACGUGGAAUUAAAAAAGUUUGAGACAAAAUGUAUCGGCGAUUUAAACGAUUUAGCCGCGUUAGUUCGACAAGAUUUAAGUUCGGUAACAAGGAAAAUUUUAAUUGCUUUAAUCACCGUUGAUGUUCACGCAAGAGAUACAAUCGCAAAUUUAAUCCAUCACAAAUCCUAUUCGAGCGGAAACUUUGAGUGGUUAAAAAUGUUGCGGUAUUAUUGGGUAGAUUCAAGUGAUCGUUGCGUAACAAGAAUGUCAAGUACUUCAUAUCUUUACGGUUACGAAUAUUUAGGAGCCGGUGGUGUUUUAGUUAUCACCCCAUUAACCGAUAAAUGUUAUCUUUGUUUAAUGGGGGCGCUUCAAUUAGAUUUAGGCGGCGCCCCAGCCGGACCAGCUGGAACCGGAAAAACCGAAACCACAAAAGAUUUAGCCAAAUCAAACGCCGUACAAUGCGUAGUUUUUAAUUGCUCGGAAGGUUUAGAUUAUAAAAUGAUGGGAAGAUUCUUCUCAGGUUUGGCCCAAUCGGGAGCUUGGUGUUGUUUCGAUGAAUUUAAUAGAAUCGAUAUUGAGGUGUUAUCGGUCAUCGCCCAACAAUUAAUUACGAUUAGAAAUGCAAAGCUUAUUAGAGCCGCGAGAUUUAUGUUUGAAGGUAGAGAAAUUAAGCUUGUUCAAACUUGCGCUGCUUUUAUUACGAUGAAUCCUGGUUAUGCCGGAAGAACCGAACUUCCCGAUAAUUUGAAAGCUUUGUUUAGACCUGUUUCGAUGAUGGUUCCUGAUUAUGGUUUAAUAGCUGAAGUUAUUUUGUAUUCGGAAGGAUUUGAAUCCUCAAAAGUACUUGCGUUUAAGAUGGUACAAAUGUAUAAACUUUGUAGCGAACAAUUAUCGCAACAAGAUCACUACGAUUUCGGAAUGCGUGCUGUUAAAAGUGUUUUGGUGAUGGCCGGUUCUUUGAAAAGGGCAAGACCCGAUCGAAAUGAGGAUGUCGUGCUUAUUUGCGCGCUUAGAGAUAGUAAUUUACCCAAGUUUUUGGCUGAUGAUGCUAUUUUAUUCCAAGGGAUCUUGACGGAUUUAUUCCCGGGGGUAGAACUUCCGGUACAAGAUUACGGCGAGUUUCAACAAACGAUUAUAGCUCAAAUGGUCGAACAUAAUCUCCAGCCUGAACAUUGUAUGAUCAAAAAAAUUAUACAGUUACAUGAAACGAUGAUUGUUCGUUGGGGAGUUAUGUUAGUUGGACCAACUGGUGGAGGAAAAUCGGCUAUAUUAAACGCUCUCAAUUGGGCUCUUACUACAAUGCAUGAUACAGGUCACGAAGGUCCAUAUUAUCAUCCAGUUCACACAUACAUAAUGAAUCCAAAAGCAGUAACAGCCGGUGAAUUAUACGGCGAAGUAAAUCCGUUUACUUUAGAAUGGAGAGAUGGUUUAAUGGGUAUUAUGGUAAGAACAGCCGUUCAAGACACCUCCGAAGAUCAUCAAUGGAUUAUUUGCGAUGGUCCCGUUGAUGCCGUUUGGAUCGAAAACUUAAACACCGUUCUCGAUGAUAACAAAAUGUUAUGUCUAGCCAAUUCUGAACGGAUUAAAUUAACGCCUUACGUUCAUUUUGUUUUUGAAGUUAUGGAUUUAUCGCAAGCCUCACCCGCAACGGUCAGUCGAUGCGGAAUGGUUUAUGUUGAUCCGGAGGAAAUGCGUUGGUUCCCUUACGUAAGAUCGUGGUCGCAAGAAUUAAGCGAAUCGAUAAUUUCACCGGAAAUGAAGGAUUAUUUGUUGGCUCUUUUUGAGAGAUACGUUGAUGGGGGAUUAACGUAUGUGAGAAAAUAUUGUUUAUUUGCGAUUCAUCAAGUUGAAAUUAGUAAAAUAAUGAUGCUCUGCGCUUUAAUAAAAAGCUUUUUAAUCGCACCCGGAGCUGUUGAUAGAAUCGCCGAAAAAGCGAAAAUAAGAAACUUUAUAUGCCAAACUUUUAUAUUCUCGUAUAUUUGGGCUGUGGGUGGUAAUUUAGUGCAACAAUCGAUGGAACGUUUAGAACAAUUUAUAAGAGAUCAAUUUGAGGAUAACCCCGACGCUAGAUUACCACAAGGAAAUGAUUUAUGGGAAGUUUACGUAGACGUUAAAGCCAAAAAAAUGGAACCGUGGAAUAAAAUUAUGCCCGAAUUUAAAUACGACAAAGAAAUACCAUUUUUUGAAAUGCUCGUACCAACCACCGAUACCGUGCGAUUUGGAUUCGUUAUGGAACAGUUGGUUACUGUUAAUUAUUCUGUUAUGUACACCGGCGAAACUGGUGUUGGAAAAAGUGUUGUUGCUAAAGUUGUUUUAAAUAAAAUGUCAGCGACUGGUUUGUACGUUCCGGGGAUAUUAAAUUUUUCCGCCCAAACAAGUAGCGCGCAAACGCAAGAAAUCUUGGAAUUAAAACUUGAAAGGAAGAAAAAGACUUUGUUGGGGGCUCCAGCUGGGAAAAAAAUUAUUAUUUUUGUUGAUGAUGUGAAUAUGCCUAAGUUGGAAACUUAUGGAGCUCAAGCACCGAUUGAACUUUUAAGACAAUUUUUAGAUUUUGGUGGUUUAUACGACCGCGAAAAACUUUUCUGGAAAGAGAUAAAAGAUGUGGUAAUUUGCGUGGGUUGCGCACCACCCGGUGGUGGUAGAAAUCCAUUAACACCGCGAUUUACCCGUCAUUUCGGGAUGUUAUUAAUCCCCCCGCCGAACGAAUACAGUCUAAAACAAAUUUUCAAGGCGAUUUUAAAAGGAUUUUUCAAAGACUUCGCGCAGCCGAUUCAAGAUCUCGCCGAUGCCAUGAUUAACGCCGCCGUAGAGAUUUACGCAAGAAUCGCUGUGGAUCUACUUCCGACUCCCGCUAAAUCCCAUUACGUUUUUAAUUUAAGAGACUUAUCGAAAUGUGUUCAAGGUGUUCUUCAAGCGGAUUCGGGAACUAUGCGCGAAGUUACUCAAAUUUUACGACUGUUUUAUCACGAGUGCUUAAGAGUCUUUCACGAUCGAUUAAUCAACAAAGAGGAUAAAAGUUAUUUUUAUUUUUUAAUGCGGGAAACUUGUGGGAAAUGUUUUGCGAAUCCCGUGCUUCAAUUGCCUACGGAUACUGACAUUAUUGAAACGCCACCGGUUUUAUUAUUUGGUGAUUUUAUUGUUAUGGGGGCCGAUAAAGAAAAUCGAUUUUAUGACGAAAUGAAAGACAUUGUUAAAUUGAAAAAUGUUUUAAAUGAUUACUUAGAUGAUUAUAAUUUAAUGAGCUCCAAACAAAUGGAUUUAAUCUUUUUUAUGGACGCAAUAGAACAUACUUGUAGAAUAGCCAGAAUUUUGCGUUCGGAAAGAGGUAAUGGCUUGAUGGUUGGAGUUGGUGGAAUGGGAAAACAAAGUUUAACCCGCCUAUCUUCGCACGUAAACGCUUAUAAAUGCUUUCAAAUUGAGUUGACGCGAAAUUACGAUCACUCUUCGUUCUUUGACGACUUAAGAAGGUUUUAUACUCACGCUGGGGUGCUAAAUGAAGACACAGUUUUCUUAUUUACCGAUACGCAAAUCGUUCAAGAAGGAUUUUUAGAAGAUGUUAAUAACAUUUUGAAUUCCGGCGACGUUCCUAAUUUAUUCGAAACGGAUGAAUUAGAAAAAGUUAUAAUCGGAUGCCGACCUGGCGCUAAAGAAGCAGGAAUUUCCGAAUCGAAUCGCGAUGCUAUUUAUACGUUCUUUAUAAGUAGAGUUCGAGCAAAUCUCCAUUUGGUGAUUUGUAUGAGUCCCGUUGGAGAUGCGUUCCGAAGACGAUGCAGAAUGUUUCCAUCGUUAGUAAAUUGCUGCACGAUUAAUUGGUUUGUAAAGUGGCCCGAAGAAGCUUUAUUAUCCGUCGCACAAAAUCAACUAAAAGAAAUUAUUCAUCCAGAUCUCGUCGAAAAUUUUUCCCAAAUAUGCGUGUUACUUCAUAAAAGUGUCGAAGAUAUGACAGAGCGAUUUUAUAACGAAGUUAGACGGCAUUAUUACACAACGCCAAGCAGUUACUUAGAACUCUUAAAACUCUACAAAAACAUGCUCGCGGAAAAAAAAGAAUCCAUCAUCAACCAACACGACCGCAUAGCCAAUGGAUUAAAAAAGCUUUACGAAACCAAUUCGGUUAUCGAUUCGAUGAAAGAAACCUUGCAGGUUUUAGAACCUCAAUUGGUUAAAAAAUCGGCAGCCGUCGCCGAAUUAAUGAAACAUUUAGCAACAGAACAAAAAUCGGCCGAUAAAGUCCGCGAUUAUGUAAAGGCCGACGAAGCAGUUGCUAAAGUACAAGCUGAAGAAACUCAAGCUUUAGCCGAUGAGGCUCAAAAGGAUUUAGCAACCGUUUUACCAGCCAUGGAAAUGGCAAGUAAAGCCCUUGACUCACUUAAUAAAUCAGAUAUUAAUGAAUUGAGGGUUUUCCAAAAACCACCGGAAAUGGUUAAAUUUGUUAUGGAAGCUGUUCUUAUUCUUUUAGGAUCAAAAACCGAUUGGAAUUCAGCUAAACAAGUAAUGGCCGAUGUAAACUUUUUGAAAAAACUCCAAGAAUACGAUAAGAAUCACAUGACAGAAGCAAUGUUAAAAAAGAUUAAACCGUACAUUGAAAAUAAAAAUUUCGUACCGGAAAUUAUAGAAAAAGUCUCAAAAGUAUGUAAGAGUAUGUGCCUUUGGGUUAGAGCAAUCGAUCAAUACGCCAAAGUUUAUAAAGUUGUUGAACCUAAACGAAAAAAAUUAGAAGCUGCGGAAACUGAAUUAAACCAAGUAAUGACACUGUUACGUGAGAAACAACAAAAAUUAGCCGACGUCGAAGCUUUCAUUCAAAAAUUACAAGACCAAUUCAAUCAAAGCAUAGCCGAAAAACAAGCAUUAGAAGAUGACAUGGCAUUAACGGCCGCCCGAUUAGUACGAGCAGGCCGACUAAACUUAGCGUUAGGAGACGAACAAAUUCGAUGGGAACAAAGCGUCGAGGAUGCCAAAAAUCAAUUAGUUUCGAUCGUCGGUGACAUUAUCUUAGCGGCUGCUUGUGUGGCUUACAUCGGCGCUUUCACCAAUAAUUAUCGCGUCGAAUUAACCGAUCUUUGGGUACGCCAAUGCGAAGAAUUAAAAAUUCCGCAUUCUCCCAAUUUCAGUUUAAUUAACGUUUUGGCCGACCCAUAUGAUAUAAGAACAUGGCAAACAUGCGGACUUCCCCGGGAUAACGUUUCAACGGAAAACGCCAUCAUGGUCACGAAAGCCGGACGUUGGCCGCUUAUGAUUGAUCCGCAAGAACAAGCGAAUAGAUGGAUUAAACAAAUGGAAACUCCCAAUGAGUUAAAAAUCGUUAAAUUAACGGAUUCUGGAUUUAUGCGAGCUUUGGAAAACGCGAUUAGAAUCGGACUUCCCGUUUUAUUACAGGAAGUUGGAGAAACUUUAGAUCCCACUUUAGGACCAGUACUUUUAAAACAAACUUUUGUUCAAAGUGGGAGGUUGCUAAUCCAUUUAGGGGAUUCCGACGUCGAUUACGACACAAAUUUCCGAUUUUAUGUAACAACGAAGUUGGCUAACCCACAUUAUUUACCGGAAGUUUGCAUCCAGGUGACGUUGGUUAAUUUUACAGUGACCCCAUCGGGAUUAGAAGAUCAAUUAUUAGCGGAUGUUGUGAGAUUGGAACGACCAGAAUUAGAACAACAACGCACAGAAUUAAUUGUUCGUAUAAACAAUGAUAAAAGUACGUUGAAAAACAUCGAAGUGAAAAUCUUGAGGCUUCUAUAUCAAUCGGAAGGAAACAUUUUGGAUGAUGAGGAAUUAAUCGACACGUUAAACGAGAGUAAAGAAACUUCCGAAGUUAUAGCGGCGAGAUUAAUCGAAGCUGAAACGACCGAAGAAAAAAUAACGAUAGCUCGCGAAAAAUAUCGAUCCGUUGCAACUCGUGGAUCAAUUUUAUACUUCGUAGUGGCCCAAUUGGGCGAUAUCGACCCCAUGUAUCAAUACUCAUUGAAAUACUUCAACACGAUAUUUAACACGGUCAUCGAAACCAGCCAGAAAAACGAUGAUUUAAACAUCCGCUUACAAACGCUUUACGCUGAAAUUACUUUAGCUGUUUAUACGAAUAUUUCACGCGGGUUAUUCGAGCGGCAUAAAUUAGUUUAUAGUUUUAUGUUGUGCGUGGCGAUUUAUCGCCAGAAUAAAACGAUAACUGAUAAGCAAUGGAAUUAUUUAUUGAGAGGCCCGGUUGGAGCGAAAAAAGAGUUACCACCAAAACCGAAUUAUCCUCAAGUAUCGGAUAACAUGUGGGUGGCGGUGAAUUAUUUAUACGCCGCUUUUGAUUUGUACAACGAACUACCGGAUGAGGUAACAAAUGUUAUACAUAUAAUGGUUGGGGAUUAUUCGUUGAGUAUUCAAGUGGUGCCCACUUUAAAUAAGGAUAGCCCAAUUAAUUGGGAAAAACGAUUAAACGACAUGGAAAAAUUAAUGUUAAUAAAAACUUUGUGUGAAGAAAAAUUGGUUUUUGCCAUUACUGAGUAUGUCAAGAAAAAUCUUGGGAAAGCUUUUAUAGAGAGUCCGGCUAUAUCUUUAAAUGUUUUAUACCACGAUAUAAACAACGUAAUCCCAUUAAUUUUCGUUUUGAGUACCGGUUCGGAUCCUUUCGGUGCUUUCCAACGAUUCGCCGCUGAAAUGGGAUUCACAGAUAGAAUUCGAGCAAUAUCUUUGGGUCAAGGCCAAGGACCUGUUGCUGAAAAAUUACUCGCAACUGGAAUUGAGAAAGGCGAUUGGGUUUUCUUGCAAAAUUGCCAUUUAGCAACAUCUUGGAUGCUUUCCAUGGAAAGAAUCAUAUUAAAAAUAGCCGAAAAUCCGGAUACAACCCAUAAAGAAUUUCGAUUGUAUUUAAGUUCGAUGCCGAGUAAAACAUUCCCGGUUUCAGUUCUACAAAAUUCCGUUAAAGUGACGAAUGAACCACCGAAAGGAUUAAGAGCUAAUUUAAGAAGAGCCUAUUUAGAUAUGACGGAUGAUCUGUUUCUUCAUCCGUUUUUAAAACGAAAAUGGAAAGCUAUGGUUUUUGGGCUUUGUAUGUUUCACGCUGUGAUUCAAGAACGAAAAAAAUUUGGUCCAUUAGGUUGGAACAUCGUUUACGAAUUUAACGAUAGCGAUAGAGAUUUCGCUUUUAACACGUUAAAAAUGUACUGCGCAACCCCACCGAUUCCUUGGGAUGCAUUAAUUUACAUAACCGGGGAAAUCACUUACGGCGGAAGAGUUACAGAUAAUUGGGAUUUAAGAUGUCUCAAAACGAUUUUAAGUGGAUUUUUCGCCCCGGCCGCCGUUAAAAAGAAAUAUGUUUACUCGAAAUCCGGAACAUAUUAUUGCCCCGUUGCCGAAAAUAUCGAGGAAUAUCGCGAGUUCAUUAACCAAUUACCCCUAAUAGAGGAACCAGAAAUUUUCGGGAUGCACGAAAAUGCCAACAUUGCUUUUCAAGUAAAAGAAACUCAAGCGAUUAUUAGGACUAUUAUGGAGAGUCAACCGAGAGCUGGCGGAAGUGGUGGUGGAAAAAGCAGCGAUGAAAUUGUUUUUGAAUUAUCUGAAAUGGUUUUGGAAACGAUUAUUAAAAAGAUUUCUAUGGAGGAACCAUUUCCAUCUUUAAUGAAGAAAGAUGAUCAAAAUAGAAUGCCUUCAUUAACGACUGUUCUUUUACAAGAAGUGGAUCGUUUUAAUAAAUUAUUAAAAUUAAUCGAUAACUCAAUGAUUAACCUCCAAAAAGCCAUUAAAGGAUUAGUCGUCAUGUCUGAACAAUUAGAAGAAGUUUUUAAUGCAUUUAUCAAUAAUUCCGUCCCCAAAUUAUGGUCAAGUCACUCAUAUCCGUCACUAAAAAGUUUAGGAAGCUGGGUACACGAUUUAGACAUGAGAACCGAUUUUAUUUGCGUUUGGAUCCGCAGCGGACAUCCAACUUCAUAUUGGAUUUCCGGUUUUUACUUUCCACAAGGUUUUCUAACAGGAACCUUACAAACGCACGCUAGAAAAUAUAAUUUGCCCAUCGAUCAGCUUCGAUUUGAAUUCAAUCCGUUAAAGAGAGUCGUUGAUCAAGAAGAUCUGCAUGAUGCUCAUGUUGCGGCCGAUGGUAAAGAAGUUCCAAAAGCAUAUGGUGAUUUGGUUUAUCCAAAGGAUGGUGUUAUCGUACAUGGAUUGUUUUUAGAUGCUGGGAGAUGGGAUAUGCGAACUAUGUGUUUGGUUGACCCCAAUCCAGGUGAAAUAAAUCCUCCACUUCCAGCAUUUAGAUUAGAACCAACUGUAUCAAAACUUUCCGAUGAUGAUAAAAGAUAUCUUUGCCCGCUUUAUAAAACUUCAAUAAGGGCUGGUGUGUUAUCUACAACCGGACAUAGCACAAACUUUGUUUUACCGUUUUUAUUACCGUCUCAAGAGGACAGCAGUUAUUGGAUUUUAAAAGGAACUGCUUUAUUAACGCAGAUAACCAAUUAAUUUUUAAUAAUCUUUUAUAAUGUUGUUAUAUUAAACCGAUUUUUACUUUUUUAAUUUGUAAAUAAAACGAUUUCAUU
Molecule: messenger RNA, 12561 nt
Organism: Onthophagus taurus
Lineage: Eukaryota; Metazoa; Arthropoda; Insecta; Coleoptera; Scarabaeidae
Gene: Dhc16F
Product: Dynein heavy chain at 16F
Biological process (GO): microtubule-based movement
Cellular component (GO): dynein complex
Molecular function (GO): dynein intermediate chain binding; minus-end-directed microtubule motor activity; ATP hydrolysis activity
Source: RefSeq, a predicted model, not a curated record